Adineta ricciae is the source of this 477-nucleotide messenger RNA. The record is from the annotation of a GenBank genome assembly. NCBI's taxonomy places the organism in Eukaryota, Metazoa, Rotifera, Eurotatoria, Adinetida, Adinetidae.
AUGUUUUUCACUAGCUUGAAAACUUUUGUAAACAGUGUCUUAACUGUGUGGAGCUAUGUUCAGGGAGUUGCGACCCACGUGUCUAACUUUAUUUUUCCUACCACAACCACGGUAGCACCGGAAACCACCACAGCAACUAUUAAUCCAUAUUGUCAACUACCUUUAUGCGGUAGCGGACAUUAUUCAUGUCCGGAAGAGCAACUGACGCAAGAUUGUCUUCGGCAACGAUUAGCAUUUGAACGUCUGACGACGCUUCAGCCAAUAGCGAAAAAAUCCAACGCUGACAAUGAUGAUGAUAAUGAUGACGACAAGAAAAAAACGGACAAAGAUACCAACUCAUCUUCUGGAUUUAUGCUUGUGCUCGUUGGUGUAAUCGUAUUAGGCAUUGGUGGUUAUUUGUACAUGCGCUUUAGCCGUCAGAAGCCACCGACGGAGGUUGUAGAUGACACUCGGAAUAGUAGCGUAUGGGAAGUAUAA